Prorocentrum cordatum is the source of this 561-nucleotide messenger RNA. NCBI's taxonomy places the organism in Eukaryota, Dinophyceae, Prorocentrales, Prorocentraceae. The record is from the annotation of a GenBank genome assembly.
AGGCAAGCGCGGACAGCUCCAGCCCGCGGAGAAAUGGGCACCGUUCGCCGUGCUGGUGGUGGCCAGCCUGCUGGUCAUGGUGGACCUCACGCGCCACGUGCUGCUCGACGCCGACGUGGCGGUCAGCUCUCUGCACAUGUUCAACGCAGACGGUCUCGGCACGUGCUCGGCGCGGACGGCGGCGCGGUGGGGCAGGCAGCCUCACCGCCGCGGGCAAGAUCGGACAGCUGGCCCGCUUGGGUCGGCAACGUCCUGCUCUUCGUCGGCCUCGUCUGGUACGUGCUGCCCGCCAGGGCCUGCUGCGCGUCGCACGCGUACAAGCCCGGGCUGUAGAGGACGAGCGAGUGACGACCGCGAAGACGACGGCGAGGACCCCCUCCGCCGCUGCUCAGGCCGACGGAGCACAUCGUGAACGGCGCGGCGCAGCAGCCGGGCCCCUGCGUGGCGCGGCUGCUGGGCCGCGCCCUGAGCCGCGGCUCCGCGCGGAGGCGGCCGGCGACGCCCUGUGACCCUGCCGUCGGCCGGCGCUCUUCUCCUCUGCCGCCCUGCCCGCCCUCUCUC